AUGGCCCCUUCGUUUCUUACCAACUCCCAUGCACCAGAUGCCUCCUGGCCGUCGCCAAAUGGCAGUGACGGUGGAAUUAUAGAAACAGAAUUCUUGAUCGUCGGUGCAGGACCAGCAGGCGCGGCUUUGGCAUGCUUUCUCAGCUCAUAUGGCAUCAAGGGAAUCAUGGUCAGUGCGGCCCACGGUACUGCCGACACUCCUCGAGCACAUAUCACCAACAUGGCCGCUCUCGAAUGUCUCCGUGAUAUCGGGCUCGACAGCGAGAUUGAGAAGGUCGCCUGCGAUGGCCAGGAACACAUGGUUCACACGCGAUGGUGCCACAGCAUGGCAGGCGAGGAGUACGCGCGGAUAUAUUCCUGGGGAAAUGAUCCCGCCAGGAAGGGAGACUAUGAAAGAGCGAGCCCCUGUUCCCCAGUCGAUCUCCCCCAGACGCUGCUGGAGCCCAUUCUCGUCCGCCACGCAACACACCAGGGCUUCACCACCAGAUUCGACACCGCGCUGGUGUCAUUCGUUCGCGAUGAGAAACACAUCGUCGCCACGCUUCGUGAUAAUAUGUCUCAAAGCGAGUAUUGCAUCAGAACUAAAUAUUUGUUUGGCGCCGAUGGGGCACGUAGUCAGAUCGUCAAGCAACUGAACCUGCCUCUGGCCGUGAAGCCAGGGCAGGGCCUCGCAAUCAACGUCCUGGUCAAGGCAGAUCUCUCACAUCUAGUGACACACCGCAAGGGCAAUCUCCACUGGGUGAUGCAGCCGGACCGCGAGCAUCCUGCUUUCGGGUGGAUGGCCAUCGUCCGCAUGGUCAAGCCGUGGAACGAGUGGAUGUUCAUCCUGUUCCCAACUCGAGACUACGACUCGGCGAAGACUCCUAACCCAUCCAACGAGGAGUAUCUACAUCGAGUCAGGCAGCUUAUUGGAGAUGACACGCCAGCCGAGAUCAUCAACGUCUCCAAGUGGUACAUCAACGAGAUCGUGGCGGAGAAAUACUCCGACGGCAACGUCUUCUGUCUUGGAGACGCGGUGCAUCGCCAUCCGCCGCUCAAUGGCCUGGGAUCAAACACUUGUAUCCAGGAUGCGUUCAAUUUAGCAUGGAAGGUCGCGUACGUUCACCAUGGAAUUGCCGGGCCGUCGUUGCUCUCAACAUACUCCGCAGAGCGGCAGCCCGUGGGCCAUAGCAUCGUCACUCGCGCCAACCAGGCGUUCAGAGACCACCAACCCAUAUGGGAGUCGCUCGGCAUGCUGGAAGAAUCUCUUGAAGAGAGAAAGCGCUCGCUGGGGGAACUCACAGCGCCAAAUGCCAGCGGGCGUGAACGUCGUCGUACCCUUCAAAAGGCCGUCUCCGAAACCCGCCAUGAGUUCCUUGGUCUAGGAGUUGAGAUGAACCAGCGGUACUCGGGUACUGGAAUUUACAAAGCAGACGAGACAGAGCCUUUUGUAUUCUCUGGUCUAUCGGCUGAUGAUCCGGUUCUGUAUUAUGAGCCCAGUACCUAUCCGGGACGUCGGCUUCCACAUGUAUGGCUGAACAAGGCUAUUCCUAUUAAGCCGGUGUCAACGAUUGACCUAGCGGGACGCGGUGCAUUCACGCUUUUCACCGGUGUUGGUGGGCAAUAUUGGAAGGAGGCAGCGAGGCGAGUGAGUGUCAAGCUCGGAGUCCCUCUACACGCCCAUUCAAUAGGCUUCCGGCAGGACUGGGAAGAUUCGUACUUUGAAUGGGAACGCCUCCGCGGAGUAGACGAGAGCGGCGCAGUAUUGGUGCGUCCGGAUCGAUUUGUGGCUUGGAGAGCAAAAGAGGUGCUGGGUAGUGUUGAUUCCUGCGAGGAGAAGUUGUCAGAGGUCGUGGCAUCAGUCUUGUGUGUUGAUUGA
Molecule: messenger RNA, 1857 nt
Organism: Aspergillus puulaauensis
Lineage: Eukaryota; Fungi; Ascomycota; Eurotiomycetes; Eurotiales; Aspergillaceae
Exons: 4
Coding region: 1-1857 (618 amino acids)
Molecular function (GO): FAD binding
Source: RefSeq, a predicted model, not a curated record